GGGGCCAUGGCAGCGGCAGCGGCAGCAGCGGGCACGGUGCAGGGGUCGGGAGGCGCGGUCCCGGCACUACCGAGCGCGCGGCCGCUGUCGGGCACGGCACGCCGCCUGCACCGCGCGCUGAACGCGCUGUUGAGCGAGAGGGAACGCGAGCGCUUCAUCUGCUGUCUGAACGGUUACCGGCGCCGCCGCAACGUCUACGAGCUGGUGCUCGGCCUCGGCCGGCUGCUCGACACCCCCCGCAAACGGCAGCUCCUGCCCCUUCUCCGCCUCGUCAUUCCCCGCUCUGACCAGCUCCUCUUCGACCAGUACACCGCUGAGGGAGCCCAUCCCGUCUGGCCGGCCGGCACGCCCCCAGUGGAUUCUCCAGUUUGUGGCCCAGGACAUGGCAACUUCAGCACUGAUCAAUGGAUAGCUCCACUCUACCAAACCUGGGCGACGAAGGAAAACUGUGGAGAGAUCAGGCAGGUGACACUGAAAAGAAAUAAAACUCACGAGGGUUUGGGCUUCAGUAUCCGAGGUGGCUCAGAACAUGGGGUCGGAAUCUAUGUGUCUCUUGUUGAACAAGGUUCCUUGGCUGAAAAAGAAGGACUUCGGGUAGGCGAUCAGAUUCUCCGAGUGAACGACAAGAUGUUUGACAAAGUUACUCACGCAGAAGCUGUGAAGGUGCUGAAAGGAGCCAAGAAGCUGAUUGUGUGUGUGAGUUCCGUUGGCCGUAUCCCAGGAGGCUAUGUUACCAAUCACGUGUACACGUGGGUGGAUCCCCUGGGUCGAAGUGUUUCACCUCCACCUGCCCUUCUUGGACACAAGAGUAACCUGAGUUGGGAAGAUGAAAGUGAAAGGAGGAGCCAUCUUCAGUUGCUCCGAGAUGGAGAUGAGAAGAAGGUUAACCUUGUCCUGGAAGAUGGCAGGUCCCUGGGCUUGAUGGUGCGAGGUGGUGCAGAGUAUACCCUGGGAAUUUACAUCACCGGUGUGGACCAGGGAUCUGUAGCAGAAGCCACUGGCUUGAAGGUUGGAGAUCAGAUCAUAGAGGUGAAUGGAAGGAGUUUUCUCAAUAUUCCCCAUGAUGAAGCUGUGAAAAUCCUCAAGUCAUCUCACCACCUCAUGUUGACGGUAAAGGAUGUUGGGAGGUUGCCCCAUGCCCGUACUGUGGUGGACGAGACCAACUGGAUCAGUGGCCCAGAAAUGAAUAAAACUGCUGGAAAAGGGGUUACCACAGAAGACACUGGGCAGGCUGCUGUAAAGCCAAUAUUUUACAAGAGUCUGGCGGGGUCGCAGGUCAUGCUGAGCAGCUUGGUGAACCAAGCCCGGGCCAUGCUGGAUGAACAGGCUCGCCAUCUACUGAAUGAGCAGGAGCAAGCCACGAUGGCCUAUUAUCUUAAUGAAUACACGGAGAGCAACAUAGGUGUUCAGGCAUUGGUAAUGGCCCUCUUUGAGCUUCUGAAUACCCAUGCAAAGUUCUCCCUGCUGUCAGAAGUCCGAAGUAUAAUUACUCCUCAGGAUUUGGAUAGAUUCGAUAGCUUGGUACUGAGGCGUGAGAUUGAGUCAAUGAAAACUCGACAGAACUCUAGCAUCGGAACAGAUUCCUACUCUGCCUUGUCCUAUGGAGAGACAGCUUCAUCUUCUGGCAGUUACUAUACAUCUACCACCCUCAGUUCUGCCAGGAAUGACACAGAUCUCAUGGCAACUGGCACCCAGCUGCAGGGAGAUGCUGGAAGUUUGCCUGAUAUCUCUCUGGACAAUGUGCAGUUAUUUACUGAGAAUUCAUCUGACUUGAUAUCUGCUCCACCAGAGUCUCCCAACCCUGCCUUUCCACAGACGAUCAGGGACGCACCAAACUGGAGCUCCUCAGAGUCAUCGCAUUCUGGCCUCUUCUUCGUAGCUCCUCGAAGCCCUUCAUUAACCACUACAAAUAUUGACAGCGAUGCCACAAGUGACCGUACAUCCCUCACCUCAUCCUCUAUCAUUUCAUUGGAUGAGUCUAUUUGUGUGACCCAACCUAAAGACGUGAAAACACCAAGUCCGGGUAAUGAUAUGCUGCCACAACUUGCUCACGUCACCCAGCACCUCAUUGGGCCCUUCCCCAGGGUCAGGUCUCCAGCCCAACUGCCUUCACUUUCAUCGUCACCUCCUGUGUCUUGUCCCAUCUCGACAGACAAGUCAGAAUCACAGUUGGCAGCAACCAAUCAGCACUUUGUCAUGGUGGAGGUGCAUCAAGCCAACAGUGAACCUGAUGUCAAUGAAGUUCGAACAUUACCCCACUCCCGAGCAGCCGCUGCCUUGUGUCAGUUAUCUGACACUGGACAAACCCUCAGCGAGGACAGUGGGGUGGAUGUUGCUGAAAUGACAGGCAAUGGUAAAGGCGCAGAUCUGGGUCCUGCAAGCAGCAAAGUGACCAGUGACCUGGCGAGGAACAGGACUGACCCAGAGGGCCUCUCCAAACCACCUGGCCUCCUAGAGCCAACCUCAGUCCUAGUGAGGGUCCCCAAGAGUGCACCCACCCUGGGCAUUGCCAUUGAAGGAGGGGCAAACACACGGCAGCCUCUGCCCCGCAUUGUUACCAUUCAGUGUCACACCACCCCCUCUGCUUACCUGCCAGUCCUUUCGAUACAAUGUGUAUCCUUGGACAUUAAGCUCCCAGCUAUAACCUUCUUUCAGCCAUGAUUCAGUGAUGCCUGCAACAUCAUACUUGGUGAUCUGUAACUGUGUUUCAAGUUCAUCUACCUUAUUCUGUAUAUUGUGCACAUUCAAAUAUAACACCUUCAGUCCUUUUUGAUUUUGUCCACCUUUUACAUUACAACUCUUCUUGUUGACUGUUAUUUUGCCCUGUCAUCAACUUCUCUUUGCUAGGAGUCUCAGUACACAUUGCCUCUGUUUGUAAUCCAGCUACCUCAUCCUUGGCACUAUCUCCCUUUCUCCCAAGGACUUUCGUCCCAUGAUCCUUUCCCUUCUCUAGCUCUAUAUCACUUUUGCCAAUCACCUUUCUGGCUCUCAGCUUCACCCCACCCCUUCCGGUUUUCUCCUAUCAUUUCACAUUUUCCCCUCCCCCUCCUACUUUCAAAUCUCUUACUAUCUUUCCUUUCAAUUAGCCCUGAUGAAGGGUCUCGGCCUGAAACGUCGACAGUGCUUCUCCCUAUAGAUAUUGCCUGGCCUGCUGCAUUCCACCAGCAUUUUGUGUGUGUUGCUUGGCACUACCAGUCUGGUUCCCAUCCCUCUGACAAACAUCUCUAAUAGGUAGGAGUCCAUGUAUGUGUAGGGUCUUCCUGCAUCAUUACCUUACAGGUUGGUACUACUCUGACCUACAUCAUUAUCAUACAGGUAGGUACUACUCGCAACAAGUACGGUCCACAUCGAGGAGCCAUACACCGAUAAAUGCAUAAAAGUCCAACUGGGUUCAAAAACACAAAGUUUCAGAACUAGUGCUCAGGUUACUGAUGCAGGGACACACGUUUGAACCACAUGGAAGAAUUUUGGAAAUGACAGCUAGAUAGUUGCUGGUGUACUGACCUGAAUCUGUCCAGCAAGUAAUUCGGGUGAAAGGUAUAACUGGCCUAGUGCACACGCUGUCCUGUAAACAGUUGAUCAAACUUGAAGCAGUAAGAGUGUGAAAAACUGCGCUAUUCAGUUUGGUGAAAGCUGAUGCUCAUAACUCACCACAUCAAAAUGUCCGCCCAGUUCCAGACUCCAGCCCAAGGAGGCAAAUUCAUUAGGUGAACAGACAAGAGGUUCUAUGAGUGAGAACAAGUUUCCUAGAUGGUAUGUUGCCUCCCAGAUGCCAGGGCCCGGGAUAUCUCAGCAUUCUUAAGUGCAAGGAUGAAUUGUUUGAAAUCAUGGGCCAUGUAGAUACUAAUGACCUGGUUAGGACAAGUGACGAGGUUCUGCAUAGGGAGUUCAUGGAGUUAGGUGUUAAGUUAAAGGGCAGGACCACCAAGGGUUGUGAUCUCAGGGUUGCUAACUGUGCCACGUGCUAGUGAGAUCAGAACUAUGAUCAUUAUACAGUUUAAUACAAGACUAACGAGUUGGUGUAGGAGGGAGGACCUAAGAUUUUUGGAACAUUGGGCUCUCUUCCAGGGAAGUUGGGACCUGUACAAAAGGGACAGUUUGCACUUAAACUGGAGGGGGACUAAUAUCUUAGUAGGGGGUGGGUGUUAAUGCUGCAAGGUGGGGUUCAAACUAGAGUUGCAGGGGGAUGAGAACCAGAGUGCCAGAACAGUUAGUGGAGAGAUUGUUAAGGCAGAUGUUGGUAAGACUUCACACAAAGUCAGGAAUUGAAAGGUUGAUCAGGGGGUGACUAGUGUCCUAAGCUGCAGAUAUUUCAAUGCAAGAAGUAUUGUAGGAAAGACAGAUGAUAGUACUGAAGAUGAGGUAGUUUACAAACAGAGGCAAUACAUCGCGGGGUAAUGAUGCAGCUCUAUAAAACUCUGGUAAGGCCACACUUGGAGUACUGUGUCCAGUUCUGGUCACCUCACUAUAGGAAGGAUGUGGAAGCAUUGGAAAGGGUACAGUGGAGAUUUACCAGGAUGCUGCCUGGUUUAGAGAGUAUGCAUUAUGAUCAGAGAUUAAGGGAGCUAGGGCUUUACUCUUUGGAGAGAAGGAGGAUGAGAGGAGACAUGGUAGAGGUAUACAGGAUAUUAAGAGGAAUAGAUAGAGUGGACAGCCAGCGCCUCUUCCCCAGGGCACCACUGCUCAAUGCAAGAGGACAUGGCUUUAAGGUAAGGUGGGGGGGAAACUCAAGGGGGAUAUUAGAGGAAGGUUUUCUACUCAGAGAGUGGUUGGUGUGUGGAAUGCACUGCCUGAGUCUGUGGUGGAGGCAGAUACACUAGUGAAAUUUAAGAGACUACUUGACAGGUAUAUGGAGGAAGUUAAGGUGUGGGUUAUAUGGGAGUCAGGGUUUAAGGGUCAGUACAACAUUGUGGGCCGAAGGGCCUGGUUUGCGUUGUACUAUUCUAUGUGAUAUAUUCUAUAGUGAUGAUAGGGCAACAUUGCAGUCCACAAAAUAAGUUACAACAUAAAAAGCGGACAAAAUCAAAAGAGAUUAAUACAGGAUUGACAGUGUUGUAUUUGAGUGUGCGCAGUACGGAAUAAGGUAGAUUAAGUUGCAGAUUGAUAGGUAUGAUGUUGUAGAUAUCACUGAAUCAUGGCUGAAAGAAGAUUACUACUGGGAGCUUAAUGUCCAAGGAUACACAUUGUAUUGAAAGGACAGGCAAGAAGGCAGAAGGGGCAACAUAACUGUUGGUAAAAGAUUAUCUCAAAUCUUUAGGAGGUGUCACAGGGUUGGAAGAUGUUGAAUCAUUGUAGAUUGAGCUAAGGAGCUGCAAAGGUAAAAAGACCCUGAUGGGAGUUGUAUACAGACUCCAAACAGUAGAAAGGAUGUGGUCUACAAAUUACAACAGGAGAUGGAAGAUGCAUGCCAAAAGGGCAAUGUUACAAUGGUCAUGGGGGAUUUCAAUAUGCAGGUAGACUGGAAGAUGGUUUUGCUGAACACCUACGCUCUGUCCGCCAGAGAAAGCUGGAUCUCCCAGUGGCCACACAUUUUAAUUCCACAUCCCAUUCCCAUUCUGAUAUGUCUAUCCAUGGCCUCCUCUACUGUCAAGAUGAAGCCACACUCAGGUUGGAGGAACAACACCUUACAUUCCAUCUGGGUAGCCUCCAACCUGAUGGCAUAAACACUGAUUUCUCUAACUUCCGUUAAUGCCCAUCCUCCCCUUCUUACCCCAUCCCUGAUUUAUUUAUUCCCCCCCUUUUUUUCUCUCUCUGCCCAUCACUCUUUGCCUAUUCUCCAUCUCCCUCUGGUGCUCCCCUCCCUCUUUCUUUCUCCCUAGGCCUCCCAUCCCAUGAUCCUUUUCCUUCUCCAGCUCUAUAUCGCUUUUGCCAAUCACUUUUCCAACUCUUAGCUUCACCCCACCCCAUCCUUUCUUCUCCUAUCAUUUCAGAUUUCCCCCUCCCCCUCCCCCUCCUACUUUCAAACCUCUUACUAUCUUUCCUUUCAGUUAGUCCUGACGAAGGGUCUCGGCCCGAAACGUCAGGACAGUGCUUCUUCCUAUAGAUGCUGCCUGACCUGCUGUGCUCCACCAGCAUUUUGUGUGUGUUGCUUAGAUGAUGGAAUUGAUGGCUUUGUUGUAAAGUUUGCAGACAAUAUGAAAAUAGGUGGAUGGCUAGGUAGUUUUGACGAAGUAGAGAGACUACAGAAGGACUUAGAUAGGAGAAUGAGCAAAGAAAUAGCAUAUGGAAUACAGUGUCGGGAAGUAGUAUUGGAAAAUGCACUUUGGUAGAAGAAAUGAAAGGGUUGACGGUUCUCUAAAUGCAGAGAAAAUAACAAAAAAAAACCUCAGGUGCAGAAGGACUUGGGAGUCUUUGCACAUGAUUCCUUAAAGGUUGAGUCUGUGUUGAGGAAGGCAAAUGCAAUGUUAGCAUUCAAUUCAAGAGGACUAGAAUAUAAAAGCAAGGAUGUAAUGUUGAGACUUUAUAAAGUACUGGUGAGGUUUCACUUGGAAGUUUGUGUGCAGUUUUAGACCCCUUAUCCUAGAAUGGAGUGAAACUGGGGAGGGUUCAAAGGGGAUUCAUGAAAAUAAUUACAGUAUUAAAUGGCUUGUCAGAUGAAGAGUGUUUGAUGGUUCUGGGCUUGUAUUCACUGCAAUUUAGAAGACUGGUGACCUUAUUGAAACCUACUGAAUGGUGAAAUGCCUUGAUAGAGUAGACAUAGAGAGGAUGUUUCCUAUCAUGGGAGUCAAAGGCCAGAGGAUGCAGCCCAGAAUAGAGGCUCAUCGUUUUAGAAUGGAGAUGAUGAGGAAUUUUGUUAGCCAGAGAGCAGUGACUCCAUAUCUCAAGGUCUUAUGGUAUCACAUUGAUUCCUGAAGAAGGGCUAAUCUCAGGGACAUCAGCUCAAACUUCUUUACACACCAAUUACCUCACAGGAAAGGUCUCGCCAUUUCAAGACUAAGUAUUGUUGCUGUUGUUCCAUCAAAUAACCCCCUGGGGUGUAAAAGGUGCUUCGAUCAUUGUCUAGCUCCUCUAGUCAUGCAUGUGCUGCUGGCUGACAGCCCAUGCCAGUCGACAUCUGGAUAUCAGCUGCUCCCUUCUGUGCCGGACAGCACUUGCCAAGUAUUCCCAUAACUGGUGUGGUUCUGAGUUUGGUUUCGGAUGGACAGGAGGAAAUUCUUCCCAGUAUCUAAAACAAAAGCAAGGAAUGCAGCAGGACAGUCCUCUAUCAGUCAAUGUGAAGGGUCUCAAUCCCUGCCUCACUCUACUGACCCCACCCCACUGAGUUCCUCCAGCAGAUUUCAGUGUCUCUAGUUUCUUGAGUCUCCACGUUACCCAGCAUCUGCCUAUCCUGCAAAUGCUUUAGAUUAAGGUGUUGAAUGGAUACCAUUCCUUCAGGUCUUUUACCGUAAAGGUCAGGAGGAAAUGAAGUGAUUUACUUCUCACUAUGUUCGGGAAUGGGAGUGUCCUGAACCUCAUUGUGAAUGUUAUGGCCUGAUAGAAAGUUUAUAGAAUACAUGAAUCUGAUAGAAUUCAGAUGUAUGUAACUCUACAAAGUGAACAUCUUGCGAGUUACCUCUAUCAGUAUUCUAAGGAGACAUAGUGCAAUAGUGAGAAUAGGAAUAGAAUGAGGUGGAGGAUAAAUGUGUAGCUGAGGGAUUGGAGCAGGGGGCAGGGAUUCAGAUUUCUGGAUCAUUGGGACCUCUUUUGGGGCAGGUGUGACCGGUACAAAAAAGACAGGUUGCACUUGAAUCCCAGGGGGACCAAUAUCCUGGCAGGGAGGUUUACUAAGGCUACUGGGGAGAGUUUAAACUAGAAUUAUUGGGGGUGACAACUGAAUUGAAGCGACUGGGGAAAAGGAGGUUGGCUCACAAAUAGAGAAAGCUUGUAGACAGUGCAGGAGGGAGGAUAGGCAGGUGAUAGAGAAGGGAUGUGCUCAGACCGAAGGUUUGAGAUGUGUCUAUUUUAGGAGUGUUGUGAACAAAGCAGAUGAGCUUGGAGUGUGGAUCAGUACUUGGAGAUAUGAUGUGGAGGCCAUUACAGAGACUUGGAUGGCUCAGGGGCAGGAAUGGUUACUUCAAGUGCCAGGUUUUAAAUGUUUCAGAAAGGACAGGGAGGGAGGCAAAAGAGGUGGGGGUGUGGCACUGUUGAUCAGAGAUAGCGUCACACUGCAGAAAAGGUGGACGCCAUGGAGGAAUUGUCUAUGGAGUCUCUGUGGUGGAGGUUAGGAACAGGAAGGGGUCAAUAACUUUACUGGGUGUUUCUUAUAGGCCGCUCAAUAGUAACAGGGAUAUUGAGGAGCAGAUCAGGAAACAGACCCUGGAAAGGUGUAAUAAUAAGAGUUGUUGUGAUGGGAGAUUUUAAUUUCCCAAAUAUCGAUUGGCACCUCAAGUCACAUCAAGUCGCUUUUUAUUGUCAUUUCGACCAUAAGCUGCUGGUACAGUACACAGUAAAAACGAAACAACUUUCCUCCAGGACCAUGGUACGACAUGAAGCAAGACAAAACUACACUAGACUACAGACCUACACAGGACUACAUAAAGUGCAUAAAACAGUGCAGGGCAGAACAAUAAUUAAUUAAUUAAUUAAUAAUUAAUAAACAAGGCAAUAGGCACAGUAGAGGACAAAUUUCAAUAUAAUAAUAAAUGAUGUCGAUGUCAGUCUAGAAACUGAGUAUUGAGGAAUCUGAUGGCUUGGGGGAAGAAAAUGUUGCACAGUCUGGUCAUCAGAGCCCGAAUGCUUUGGUACCUUUUGCGAGAUGACAGGAGGGAGAAAAGUUUGUAUGAGGGGUACGUGGGAUCCUUCACAAUGCUGUUAGGUUUGCAGGUGCAGCAUGUGGUGUAAAUGUCUGUAAUGGCGGAAAGAGAGACCCCAAUGAUCUUCUCAGCUGACCUCACUAUCCACUGCAGAGUCUUGUGUUCUGAGACGGUGCAGUUCCUGAACCAGGCAGACAUGCAGCUGCUCAGGGUACUCUCGAUGUAUCCUCUGUAGAAUGUUGUGAGGAGAUGGACUUUUCUCAGCCUUCGCAGAAAAUAGAGAUGCUACUUAGUGUAGAUGGGGUAGAGUUUGUUAGGUGCUUUCAGGAAAGUUUCUUGACACAGUAUGUAGAUAAGCCUACAAGAGGAGAGGCUGUACUUUGGUUUGGUAUUGGAAAAUGAACCUGGUCCGCUGUCAGAUCGUUCAGUGGGAGAGCAUGGGAGAGUGGGAGAUAGUGAUCUUAAUUCUAUCUCCUUUACAAAAGCAUUGCAGAGAGAAAGGAACAGACAAGUUAGAAAAGCAUUUAAUUGGAGUAAGGGGAAUUAUGAGGCAUUCAGGUGGGAAAUUGCAAAUAGAUGUUCUCAGGGAAAAGUACAGAAGAAAUGUGGCAAAUGUUCAGGGGAUAUUUGUGUGGAGUUCUGCAUAGGUACGUUCCAAUGAGACAGGGAAGUUAUGGUAGGGUACAGGAACUGUGGUGUACAAAGGCUGUAAUAAAUCUAGUCAAGAAGAAAAGCUUACAGAAAGAUUCAGGGAGCUAGAAGAUUAUAAGGCUAAUAGGAAGGAGCUUAGGAAGGAAAUUAGGAGAGCCAGAAGGGGCCAUGAGAAGGCCUUGGCAGGCAGGAUUAAGGAAAACCCCAAGGCAUUCUACAAGUAUGUGAAGAGCAAGAGGAUAAGACGAGAAAGAAUAGGACCUAUCAAGCGUGACAGUGGGAAAGUGUGUAUGGAACCAGAGGAAAUAACGGGUACUUAAUGAAUACUUUACUUCAGUAUUCACUAUGGAAAAGGAUCUUGGUGAUUGUAGUGAUGACUUGCAACAGACUGAAAAACUUGAGCAUGUAGAUAUAAAGAAAGAGGAUGUGCUAGAGCUUUUGGAAAGCAUCAAGUUGGACAAGUCAUCGGACUGGAUGAGAUGUACCCCAGGCUACUGUGGGAGGCGGGGGAGGAGAUUGCUGAGCCUCUGGCAAUGAUCUUGGCAUCAUCAAUGGGGACAGGAGAGGUUCCGGAGGAUUAGAGGGUUGUGGAUGUCAUUCCUUUAUUCAAGAAAGGGAAUAGAGAUAGCCCAGGAAAUUGUAGACUAGUGAGUCUUAUCUCAGUGGUUGGUAAGUUGAUGGAGAAGAUCCUGAUUUAUGAACAUUUGGAGAUGUAUAAUAUGAUUAGGAAUAGUCAGCAUGGCUUUAUCAAGGGCAGGUUGUGCCUUAUGAGCCUGAUUGAAUUUUUUGAGGAUGUGACUAAACACUUUGAUGAAGGUAGAGCAGUAGAUAUAGUGUAUGUGGAUUUCAGCAAGGCAUUUGAUAAAGUACCUCAUGCAAGGCUUAUUGAGAAAGUAAGGAGGCAUGGGAUCCAAGGAGAUAUUGUUUUGUGGAUCCAGAACUGGCUUGCUCACAGAAGGCAAAGAGUGGUUGUAGAUGGGUCAUAUUCUGCAUGGAGGUCGGUGACCAGUAGAGUGCCUCAGGGAUCUGCUCUGGGACCCCUUCUCUUUGUGAUUUUUAUAAAUGACCCAGAUGAGGAAGUGGAGGGAUGGGUUAGUAAAUUUGCUGAUGACACAAAGGUUGGGGGUGUUGUGGACACUGUGGAGGGCUGUCAGAGGUUACAGUGGGACAUCGAUUGGAUGUAAAACUGGGCUGAGAAGUGGCAGAUGGAGCUCAGCCCAGAUAAGUGUGAAGUGGUUCAUUUUGGUAGGUCAAAUAUGAUGGCAGAAUAUAGUAUUAAUGGUAAGACUCUUGGCAGUGUGGAGGAUCAGAGGGAUCUUGGGGUCUGAGUCCAUAGGACACUCAGGGCAGCUAUGCAGGUUGACUCUGUGGUUAGGAGGGCAUACGGUGCAUUGGCCUUCAUCAAUCGUGGAAUUGAAUUUAGGAGCCGAGGGGUAAUGUUGCAGCUAUAUAGGACCCUGGUCAGACCCCACUUGGAGUUCUGGUUGCCUCACUACAGGAAGGAUGUGGAAGCCAUAGAAAGGGUGCAGAGGAGAUUUGCAAGGAUGUUGCCUGGAUUGGGGGGCAUGCCUUAUGAGAAUAGGUUGAGUGAACUCGCCCUUUUCUCCUUGGAGCGACAGAGGAUGAGAGGUGACCUGAUAGAGGUGUAUAAGAUGAUGAGAGGCAUUGAUCGUCUCAGAGGCUUUUUCCCAGGGCUGAAAUGGUUGCCACAAGAGGACACAGGUUUAAGGUGCUGGGGAGUAGGUACAGAGGAGAUGUCAGGUGUAAGUUUUUUAACUUAGAGAGUGAUGGGUGCAUGGAAUGGACUGCCAGCAACGGUGGUGGAGGCAGAUACGAUAGGGUCUUUUAAGAGACUUUUGGAUAGGUACAUGGAGCUUAGAAAAAUAGAGGGCUAUGGGUAAGCCUAGUAAUUUCUAAGGUAGGGACAUGUUCAGCACAAGUUUGUGGGGCGGAGGGCCUGUAUUGUGCUGUAGGUUUUCUAUGUUUCUAUUUCACAGUUCAGGGUUAAUUCAUAUCUGAAGAUUAGACAGGACUUUGUGGGGUGGAGGGCCUGUAUUGUGCUGUAGGGUUUCUAUUUCACAAUUCAGGGUUAGACAGGACUCUUACAUCUGGGUUGUCUGUAAGUGACCUCUGUCAUCUUUCCAGAGGGGAGGAUCAGCACAUAACUGCGGAAAGCUGAAAGUCGGCCACGUGAUUUUGGAGGUUAAUGGACUGCCACUUCAAGGAAAAGAACAUAAAGAAGCAGCAAGACGUAUUGCAGAAGCAUUUAAAACCAAGGACAGGAACU
Molecule: messenger RNA, 11670 nt
Organism: Hypanus sabinus (Atlantic stingray)
Lineage: Eukaryota; Metazoa; Chordata; Chondrichthyes; Myliobatiformes; Dasyatidae
Product: whirlin-like
Exons: 13
Coding region: 7-2661 (884 amino acids)
Biological process (GO): auditory receptor cell stereocilium organization; sensory perception of sound
Cellular component (GO): cilium; stereocilia ankle link complex; plasma membrane
Molecular function (GO): protein binding
Source: RefSeq, a predicted model, not a curated record